This is a messenger RNA of Solanum pennellii, 612 nucleotides long. RefSeq names its product monothiol glutaredoxin-S3-like. The transcript has a single exon. Lineage: Eukaryota; Viridiplantae; Streptophyta; Magnoliopsida; Solanales; Solanaceae. Bases 88 to 399 code for a protein of 103 amino acids. The record is from RefSeq and is a predicted model, not a curated record.
CUCACUGGACCUUUUCCUUUAAAAAAACUCAAAAAAGUCUUUCAACAAAAUCACCAGACCUCUCUCUCUGUUUAUAUUUAUUUUUGUAUGGAGAGAUUAAGCAAAAUGGUAACAGAAAAGCCAGUUGUGAUAUUCAGCAAGACUGGUUGCUGCAUGAGCCACUCCAUUAAGUCUUUCUUCUCCGAUCUCGGCGUUAACACCGCCGUUUACGAGCUCGAUGAGAUGCUAAGAACUGGCCGUGAGAUCGAGACCGUGCUUUCGAAUCUCGGCUGCAAUCCGACGGUGCCGGCGGUGUUCAUCGGCGGACAAAUGGUCGGUGGAGAAAGUGAAGUCAUGAGUCUUCAUUUGCAAGGGGCCUUAAAGCCUAAACUCAAAACCGCUGGUGCUUUAUGGGUUUAAUUUAAUUAUAUAUAAAUAAUCAAAAUGAUAAUGUUCUUUUUUUUUUUUUGAGAAUAAUACUCCUAGUUGGCGUUUAAUGAUCGACAUGGAUCGUAAUGAAAUAAUGAAUACUCUUUUAUUACUAUUGUUUUUUAUCCCAAUGUGAAACUUCCAAAAGGAAGAUAAUAUGUAUUGAAGUACUUUCUCCGUUUAAAAAAGGAUGGUUUUGUUUUA